AUGAUUACCUCGGGCAUCGGCGCCGACGUUGAUUCCGCCAUCGACCAAGACUUAAAAGCACUGGUCGAUACAACAACCGAACAAGUCACUUUCGAUCCUGCCUUGAAAGACUCGCUGAUGCUCCAGACGCCGGGCAAGGAGCUUUCCGACCCAGAGAUUCUCAAAUGCUCGACCAGGCUUAACAAGCCGACUCCUACGGCCGAGUUUCUGGAUACCAACACGAAAUGGCUCCAGUACUGGAACCGGUAUUCGCAUGCAGUCAAGGUGCCGUUCAUGUACGGGAUAAGCGAGUUUGAUGUGCUCUUAUUAUCGACCCAAGAGGCACUAGAGAAAUAUCGUAACGCGUUUCCAUGCAGUUCCCGCAUCGAGUGUAGCAUGGUGCCCGAGGCGCCGCAUUAUAUUGAACUGAGCUAUCAAGGUAGAGGGUGGUUGGCGAGAUGUUGUGGAUUUGCGCUCGAAUGCGCGGGUUGA
Molecule: messenger RNA, 471 nt
Organism: Penicillium alfredii
Lineage: Eukaryota; Fungi; Ascomycota; Eurotiomycetes; Eurotiales; Aspergillaceae
Exons: 1
Coding region: 1-471 (156 amino acids)
Source: RefSeq, a predicted model, not a curated record